AUGUUCAUGAGAACUACUGUGGGGAUUACCCCCAUGGUUUUAUCCCAGCAUAAAUUUGGAGUCCUCCGAAUAUUCAGCAGAUCAUACGCGAAAUCUAAAUCUUCGAAGUUAUGGUUGGACAGGAGUAAGAAAGACCCAUAUACGCGUGAGGCUAAGAUGCAGAAUCUGAAAAGUCGAGCUGCGUUCAAACUACUGCAAUUGGAUGUGAAGUUCAAACUGUUUGAAAAGGGCCAGAAUGUUGUCGACCUCGGUUACGCUCCCGGUGCAUGGUCUCAGGUUGCUUAUGAAAGGUCCAAAGGUACGGUACUAGGAGUUGAUAUUCUUCCCUGUGUACCUCCACCUGGAGUCUCCUCAAUUCAAGGGAAUAUCCUCUCCAAAGCAACACAAGAUAGAAUCAGGCAACAUUUUAAUGCAGAACGGAGAAAAUCUGACAAAGGCAUCCUCGUUGAAAGCUCGGAGAUGUCUAGCCAAGCACUGGUAUCCACGGAAUCCUACCUCGAGAGAGAGAUGACAUCACAAGAAGGUAACGUUGGUAACAAGUUCCCCAUUGACCUUGUGCUGAGUGAUAUGUGCGCGCCAUUUACCCUAUUUAGCGGAUUUUCGAGUAUGACUACUAACAUGCCGUAUUUUAGGAUGGCGAACACAUCGGGCUUAGUGGUGAAGGAUCACCAGAUGAGUUUGGAUUUGUGUGAUGCCGCUUUGAUUCUGGCUAUAGAUAUGCUUCGUCCUGGAGGGGCAUUUGUCUGCAAAUUCUUCACUGGGGCAGAGGACAAGUUACUUGAAAAACGGUUGGAAAAGACGUUCGACAAAGUAUGGAGGUUCAAACCACCAGCUUCCCGGGAUAAGUCGAGAGAGUGCUACUUCAUAUGCAAGGGAAAGCGUGAAAAUAUCGACAAGCUGGAGGUGUUUCAGACAACUUGA
Molecule: messenger RNA, 921 nt
Organism: Kuraishia capsulata CBS 1993
Lineage: Eukaryota; Fungi; Ascomycota; Pichiomycetes; Pichiales; Pichiaceae
Exons: 1
Coding region: 1-921 (306 amino acids)
Biological process (GO): RNA methylation
Cellular component (GO): mitochondrion
Molecular function (GO): rRNA (uridine-2'-O-ribose)-methyltransferase activity
Source: RefSeq, a predicted model, not a curated record